GUUACCAAAGCUAAAGCGCUCCAUAUAUUCACCUCAGCAGCAGCCACACGGUUUCAGACAGCCUUGGUUUACAUUGACCUGAAAUAUUUUCUGUUUUUUAUUUUUUCUGAUGAUGAUGACGAUGCUCGCUGUGGUGGUGGCACUGUUUGGAGUCGUGGCUCUAAUACUAAGACUGCUGUCCUCCCACAUCAGGAAAUAUGCGGCAGGAGGAGUGUGUCUUUGCACAGCGCGUUUGGAUGGGAAGACAGCGCUGAUCACAGGGGCGAACUGUGGGAUUGGUAAAGAGACGGCCCUGGACCUGGCCUCGCGGGGUGCGCGGGUCAUCCUGGCCUGUCGGGACAUAGAGAAAGGUGAGGAAACAGCAGCGGAGAUACGCAGGCGGGUGGGCGGGGCACAGGUGGAGGUUCGGGAGCUGGACCUGGCCGACACCUGCUCCAUCCGAGCCUUCGCUCAGAGAUUCCUCAGAGAGGUCAAUCACCUCCACAUCCUGAUUAAUAACGCAGGAGUGAUGAUGUGUCCUUACAUGAAAACAGCAGACGGCUUUGAGAUGCAUCUGGGCGUCAAUCACCUUGGUCACUUCCUGCUGACCUACCUGCUGAUUGGUCUGCUGAAGCGCAGCGCGCCGGCGCGGGUGGUGGUGGUUUCUUCUUUGGCGCAUUACUUCGGCUGGAUCCGCUUCCAUGACCUGCACAGCCAGGGCAGCUACAACAGUGGGCUGGCCUACUGCCAGAGCAAACUAGCCAAUGUCCUCUUCACCAGGGAACUGUCUCACAGGCUAACAGGUUCGAAUGUGACCGUGAACUCUCUGCACCCGGGGACAGUGAGGUCCGAGCUGGUUCGUCACUCCACAGUGAUGUCCCUGCUGUUCACACUCUUCUCCAUGUUCCUGAAAACGCCGCGGGAGGGAGCGCAGACCUCCAUCUACUGCGCCGUGGCCGAGGAGCUGCACUCCAUCUCAGGCAAACACUUCAGUGACUGUGCUCCAGCCUCCGUCGCUCCUCAGGGCCGCUGUGACGAAACUGCUCGGAAACUGUGGGACGUCAGCUGCGAACUGCUGGGCAUUGAAUGGGACUGAAAUCGCCCCUCCCCCCCUCACACAUCUUUCCCUUGCUCUGUCUGAGCCACAUCAACACACAUGUACCUCAUUUUAUCAGGCACAUUUGUUAAAACUCCCACCUUCAUAAUCUCAUCUAAAGCCCUGUUGGAGCUGGAUUAGUUUCCCCAGAGGGGUUUAUGUAAUAUAAACUGUCAGGAUUUGACUGGCUGAUUGGUUCGAGAUUAAGUAUCUGUGCUGUUUCCCCAAAUUACCAGUGGGUGCACCUGAAAGGAGCAGGACUUAUUUGAAGGGCUGUCUACAUACUUUUGGAUGGAAGCUAAACUGCAAAAAACAAUAUUCAGAUGACAUCACAUCCAUGAACACAUUCACAUAUGACCACCUGUUUCCAUAAAAGUGCUAAGGAGUGUCGUUACUGAAGACAGUCACUGGAAUGAAAGAUGUGGGAAAAACGAUUAAGGCCCAGUCCCAUUUCUUAUUUUGAACCCUACCCCUUGUUUUCGAGUGUCACCUUGCCCCUUGGAACUGAGUUACAAGGGGUAGUGGUUGAAAUCGUCCCUACGAAAUGGGACAA
This is a messenger RNA of Colossoma macropomum (tambaqui), 1628 nucleotides long. RefSeq names its product retinol dehydrogenase 12 (gene rdh12). The transcript has 7 exons. Lineage: Eukaryota; Metazoa; Chordata; Actinopteri; Characiformes; Serrasalmidae. Bases 110 to 1075 code for a protein of 321 amino acids. The record is from RefSeq and is a predicted model, not a curated record.